AGGACCAGAACAUAAGAGCAAAACACUACCAAAACACAAUUUGUUCUAGUUACCCCCAUCCAAUCUUUCUCUGUCUUCACUCUCUCUCUCUCUCUCUCUCUUUGUUCUCUUUGUUAGUUUGCUUCAUUAAAAAAACCACAAAAAUGGUGCUAGAAAAGACCCUUUCGACCGCCAUGAACGCAAAAAUCGUGGGGUCGGGCGGCGAAGCGGUGGUUUUAGCAUAUGGUUACGGAGGAGACCAGUCUGUGUGGGACAAAAUCCUGCCCUACUUGUCUCAGCAUUACCGUGUUCUCGUCUUCGACUGGCCCUUCUCCGGCGCUGUGAAUAAUAAGGAUGGUGAUAACCUGAAACUGUUUGAUCCAGCUGGGAAAUAUUCCUCCUAUGACGCAUUUGCCCUUGACCUAAUUGCUCUCUUAGACGAGUUUAACCUAAAAUCUACUGUCUUUGUUGGUCAUUCCAUGUCUGGUAUGAUCGGAUGCAUUGCUUCAGUUAAAAGACCUGACCUCUUUAAGUCCCUCAUCCUCAUUGGAGCUUCUCCUAGGUAUAUAAAUACAGAUGACUAUGAAGGUGGAUUUGAGAUGUCAGAUAUUACAGAAAUCAUCUCAGCCAUAGAAUCCAACUAUCACAACUGGGCGGCCAACUUCGCCACACUUGCUGUGGACACAAAUGACCCUCCCUCUGUCGAAAAAUUCGCCAAGUGCCUGCAGAGAAUGAGGCCUAAAGUUGCCCUCGCCUUGGCCAAAACCGUCUUUUACAGCGACCAUAGAGACGUUAUCGACAAGGUCUCGACUCCAUGCACCAUCGUCGGCACCAGCAACGACAUUGCUGCUCCAAAAUCGGUUGCGUUCUACAUGCAGAAGAAGAUGAAGGAAAACUCUAACGUCGAGAUUAUGAAUACAAAUGGGCAUUUCCCACAUUUGACUGCCCACCUUGAGCUUCUUGAUGUGCUUGGAAAAGUCUUGGGCCUUAAAUUUGAUCAUAAUCCUUAAGAUUAUACAUGCUGAUGAUGUUAAUUAGUUUAUUUCUUAGGUAAGUAAGUAGUAGCUAGGUGGCCAGAAUAAUUUGUAUGGUGAAAAAGAAGUGUCCACUGCAAGAGGUUUAUAGCUCAAGUGUAUUUGUUUACGCACUUGAGAUUCUAUGUUUGAUUUGUCAAUCCACGCAUAUCGUUUGUAUCAAAAGACUAGAAAAAUGGGGAAAUGAUAUGUAUGGUUAAUAUGUACCCGCCAAUCACAAUUUGACGUACACAUGUGAUGAAACUUUUAUUUGUUUUGUAA
Molecule: messenger RNA, 1274 nt
Organism: Pyrus x bretschneideri (Chinese white pear)
Lineage: Eukaryota; Viridiplantae; Streptophyta; Magnoliopsida; Rosales; Rosaceae
Product: probable strigolactone esterase DAD2
Exons: 2
Coding region: 144-989 (281 amino acids)
Source: RefSeq, a predicted model, not a curated record